AUGAAGACAGUACCACCAUCUUUCAAGGCUAUUUUUUACACAAAAUCUUUAGAGAGUCUGGAGCAGAAGCUGAUAAAAGACGGCAGGGUUGGCAUUUCCAAUGGUAGGGGGCUCGGACCGUCCCUCCGCGGGACCCUCCCGUUGGGACAAGGCCGAUCGCCUGGGCGGUUGGAGCCGCUAUCCUGGCGCGAGACGGUGGACAAGUCCUAUAUUCAAGAGAAGAUAACUCUGAACAGUUUCGAAGGAUCUAAAACGUAUGUGUCUGCAGACAUCAAUGAGGAUGAAGAAUUAGUAGAAGAGAUUAAUAGAUCAAAAACGUUUGCUGGCUUUGCAGGUGGUGGGCCUGCCUGGGCCCGGCGCGAUGGAGGAGACGCCCUGAGGGGCCUUAGCUGCCCUGAAGCGGUAGACAGGUGGCAACGUGGAGGCUCAGGAGUUGACAGACACAAGAAAGCAGCGCCGAACUGCAGGUUUAUCCGCAGCUUUUAUUUUGAAAACAGUGCCACGAAACCUGCAAAUCCUGGUGUCCCAAAUAGUCAAUACCAAGCUGAAAACCGUCUGGGAGAGGAAAAGCGUUGUGCUUUAGACAGGCCGUCUGAGACUCGUGCAGACCGGCUUUUGAGAGCUGAACAGGUGGUGGAUAGAUCAGACUCCAUACACCCAAGGAGCCCCGCCAUGCAUAGUGAAGAAGCUAGAUUACAGUCGUUUCACAACUGGCCAGCCUCUGCCCACUUGACCCCGAGAGAGCUGGCCAGUGCUGGGCUGUACUACACAGGCACUGAUGACCAAGUGCAGUGCUUCUGUUGUGGCAGAAAACUGAAAAACUGGGAACCUGGUGAUCGUGCCUGGUCAGAACACAGAAGACAUUUUCCUGAUUGCUUCUUUAUUUUGGGCCACAGCGUUAAUAUUCGAGGUGAAUCUGAUGUUGCGAGUUCUGAUAGGAAUUUCUCAAAUUCAACAAGUUCUCCAAGGAAUCCAUCCAUGACGGGUUAUGAAGCCUGGCUCAUUACUUUUGGGACAUGGAUGUACUCCGUUAACAAAGAGCAGCUUGCAAGAGCUGGAUUUUAUGCUAUAGGUCAAGAGGAUAAAAUACAGUGCUUUCACUGUGGAGGAGGGCUAGCCAACUGGAAGCCCAAGGAAGAUCCUUGGGAGCAACAUGCUAAAUGGUAUCCAGGUUGCAAAUAUCUGCUAGAAGAGAAGGGACAUGAAUAUAUAAACAACAUUCAUUUAACCCGUUCACUUGAGGGAGCUCUGGUACAAACUACCAAGAAAACACCAUCACUAACUAAAAGAAUCAGUGAUACCAUCUUCCCUAAUCCUAUGCUACAAGAAGCUAUACGAAUGGGAUUUGAUUUCAAGGACAUUAAGAAAAUAAUGGAGGAAAAAAUUCAAACAUCUGGGAGCAACUAUAAAACGCUUGAGGUUCUUGUUGCAGAUCUAGUGAGCGCUCAGAAAGACACUACAGAAAAUGAAUCGAAUCAGACUUCAUUGCAGAGAGAAAUCAGCCCUGAAGAGCCGCUAAGGCAUCUGCAAGAGGAGAAGCUUUGUAAAAUCUGCAUGGACAGACAUAUCGCUGUUGUCUUUAUUCCUUGCGGACAUCUGGUCACUUGUAAACAAUGUGCUGAAGCAGUUGACAGAUGUCCCAUGUGCAACGCAGUCAUUGAUUUCAAGCAAAGAGUUUUUAUGUCUUAAUGUAACUCUACAGUGGGUGUGCUAUGUUCUUAUUACUCUGCUUAAAUGUGUGAUGUGAACCAACUUUAAGUAGUCAGCACUGAAUUCCAUCAGCAUUUGCUGCCAAGUAGAAAAAAAAAAAUGCAAGCCAGGCGUGGUGGCUCACACUUGUAAUCCCAGCACUUUGGGAGGCCGAGGUGGGAUCAUCCUGGCCAACAUGGUGAAACCCCAUCUCUGCUAAAAAUACAAAAAUUAGCUGGGAGUGGUGACACGUGCCUGUAGUCCCAGCUACUUGGGAGGCUGUAGCAGAAGAAUCGCUUGAACCCCGGAGGCGGAGGUUGCAGUGAGCCGAGUUUGCACCACUGCACUUGACAAGAGUGAGACUCCGUCUCAAAAAAAAAAAAAAAAAAAAAAAGCAAAAGGAAGUGCUUUAUUUGGCAAGCUAAACUUUGAAUUUUUGCAUUUUUUCAGGGUAUUAGCUGUAGUAUUUAUUCAUUGUUUUCUGUUGUUUAAUUGAAACCCUAGGCCAAGAAAUAUUGUAUUAUAACUGAUCACAAUAUAUGUUUGUGGUAUACUGACUUAGUUUCUAAGUGUAAGUGAAUUAAUCAUCUGAAUUUUUUAUUCUUUUCAGAGAGGUUUAACAAAUGGAGCAUUCUGUAUAAACAUGGAGAUUGGAGUUAAUGCACCAAUCAUAUAACUGAUUUUGUGUGGAAAAGGAAUGAACUGUUCCAUACUGGUGGAAAGAUACAUGUUAAAUUUAGAUGUCUGUGUUUUAGGAUUCUGUCCAUUUUCUUUUAAAAUUAUAAACAUGUACUUGCGUGAAUGAAUUUUUAAACGCGAAGAAUAAUUGUUUAGGCCAGGCUUGGUGGCUCACACCUAUAAUCCCAGCACUUUGAGAGGCUGAGUUGGGCAGAUCACUUGAGCUCAGGAGUUCAAGACCAACCUGAGUAACAUAGUGAAACCCCUGUCUCUACUAAAAAUACAAAACAAAACAAAAAAAUUAGCCAGGUGUGGUAGCGCAUGUCGGUGGUCCCAGCAACUGGAGAGGCUGAGAUGGGAGGAUCCCGUGAGCCGGGGAGGUGAAGGCUGCAGUGAGCUGAGAUUACAACACUGCACUCCAGCCUGGGUAACAGAGUGAGACCUUGUCUAAAAAAAUAAAUAAAAUAAAAAAGAAGAGUUGUUUAAAUACAAUUAAAAACAGUCAAAAAUGGGUAAAACUGGAAGUUCAAAAAUGCUUCAUAGAACCCUCAGGGUUCACAUUUCAAGAUUCUCAAAACAGAUGUAUUGCAGAUGUGAGUUACUACAGAGAAUAGUUUGAAAGUCAAACUGUUAACAAUUAUAUUUUUGUUGUAUUUUCUAACAGAAAGAGUAUUUUUAUGGUCUCCUAAACUCUGUUGAUUACUAAGUAGUAACCAACAAAGUUGAUGUAAACGAAUAAGUAAUACUCGUUUAAAGCACUGCAAAUUUAAAUGAGAGUUUUAAAAAUUAAAUUAUAACUGCCUUGUUCCUAUUUUACUAUGCAAAUCCUUAGCUCUUCACCUUAGCACUGUCUGCCACUUCAGUGUGGUUAUAUAAAAUUGCAUUUGACCUGUAAUAUUCAACAUUUUAAAAUCUUAAUUUAAAGCACCCUACAAGGGAAGAAAAGAGUGACAAUUUUUAAAAUAUGUUUUCCAGGGCACUUCAGCUCCAAGUCAGAUCAGUAGUUCAAUCUAGUUAUUAGCCAAGGAAUCAAUAAUUGAAUUGUUUUAACGUAAGUGUUUUCCUGUUUGGGGAACCUCCAUUCAGUAAAAUUUAUUUUUUAAAAAGAGAAAUACUGAAUGAUCUUACUUAUGUGUAGAAUGCAAAAUAGUCGCACUCAUAGAAUCAGAGAGUGGGAUGGUGGUUGCCAGGGGCAGUAGGGGAGAGAAAUGGGAGAAAGUUGGUCAAAGGAUACAAAGAGUAAUGUAUGCAAGAUUAAUAAUUGCUGGAGAUCUAAUGUACAGUUUAGGAAUGACUGUUUAAAAAUACUAUAUUGUUAUGUGUGAAAUUUUCUAAGAGAAUAGAUCUUAAAUUUCAUCUUCUCACCCCCCACACGAAGAUGGUAACUAUGUGGAGGUGAUAGGUAUGUUAAUGAACUGGAAUAUAGUAAUCAUUCCACAAUAUACCCUAUGAAAACAUCAAGUUCUUCUUCUUCCGUAU
This is a messenger RNA of Gorilla gorilla gorilla (western lowland gorilla), 3846 nucleotides long. Its product is annotated as E3 ubiquitin-protein ligase XIAP. The record is from RefSeq and is a predicted model, not a curated record. Gene Ontology annotation, biological process: positive regulation of canonical Wnt signaling pathway; positive regulation of protein ubiquitination; regulation of cell cycle. Gene Ontology annotation, cellular component: cytoplasm; nucleus. Gene Ontology annotation, molecular function: ubiquitin protein ligase activity; cysteine-type endopeptidase inhibitor activity involved in apoptotic process. NCBI's taxonomy places the organism in Eukaryota, Metazoa, Chordata, Mammalia, Primates, Hominidae.